AUGGCGACACUACGCGUCAAGCUCAAAACCUCCCUCAUGCUUCUUGUGUCCCCCUUCUUCGCUGGCCCAGCCACUGCCUUUUUCCGUCACCUCUGCCACGGCGAACUGGGCAACGGCAGAGUUGAUCCCAUUGUCGCCCCCGGCAACCCAUCUCAACAUCUCCACGUUAUUUUUGGCGCAUCCAAUGUGGGACUUGACCCAACUCUUGAAGAAUUGCUGGCCUCGAACUGCACCAGCUGCUCCAUCCUGCAAGAUCACUCGGUCUACUGGACUCCGCGCAUGUACUUCCAGCACGGCAACAGCACUUUCGAAAUGGUUCCCACAUCUGGCGGUAUCACUGUGUACUACUUCACCGAGCCCGAUCCAGUCUUCAAAGACCCGGUCACGGCUUUCCCACAGAACUUCCGCAUGGUUGCAGGCAAUUCCAUGAAGCGUGCUUUCCUUGGUCCUAACCCAGACCCGCCAAUGUCGAACUGGGAUGUCAACGACAAGUCUCAACCACAGCUCAUGGAAAAGGCUCUCGGUUUCAACUGUCUGAACUACGGUGCACAGCCUGAGGGCGCACGUCAAUACCACUACAUGCGAAACAAGACUUUCCUUGACGACCAGUGUACAGAUGGUAUCCGUGCUGAGGUCAUGUUCCCGUCCUGCUGGAAUGGGAAAGAUCUCGACAGUGACGACCACACCAGCCAUGUCGCCUAUCCGAACGCAGUCCAAAAUGGCAAGUGUCCGGAUGGAUACCCCGUGCGUCUGCCAACAUUGUUCUAUGAAACUAUCUAUCAAACAAACAUCUUCGCUGGGAUGGACGGACAAUUUACCUUCUCCAACGGUGACCCGACAGGCUAUGGCUACCAUGGAGACUUCAUGUGUGCGUGGGAUGCAGGUGUCCUUCAGGGCGCGAUCGACAGCCCUGCAUGCAAUCUUCCUCAGCAGGCCUCCGGCAACCAGGACGACUGUCCAAUCUUUGACCUGCAAGAAGUUGAUGCUGGCACUCAAUGUAAGAUGGAAAUUCCCGAAAUUCUGCAGAAUGAGCCAAUCAAUCUCAUCCAACAAUUGCCGGGAAACGUCCAGAUCCAAGCUGGCACUGGAUCUGCCACCAUGGGACCUAUGCCUGGAGCCACAGCACCGGCUGCUAGACCUGUACCCUCUGCCAAUUUCACGGCCUUGUCCACACCCGCUGUACCCACUGCUGGACCCACGGCUUCGAUGUCGACUUCGCCCCCAGCUACCACGCUGAGUCCAUGCACAUCCAAGAGUCAACACACAACCACGACUGCAUUCAUGAGCAAUGGCGUCAUGAUCAAUAUGGUCUUGGUCGAGGAAGUUGUGACUGUCACUGUGUCAGACGGUCCCUCUUCGGUUGUACGUGUCCAUCGCAGAGGCCACAAGCGCAAGCAUGGUCACCAAGAUGGCCGGCUGUAA
Cladophialophora yegresii CBS 114405 is the source of this 1422-nucleotide messenger RNA. RefSeq lists its product as uncharacterized. NCBI's taxonomy places the organism in Eukaryota, Fungi, Ascomycota, Eurotiomycetes, Chaetothyriales, Herpotrichiellaceae. Bases 1 to 1422 code for a protein of 473 amino acids. The transcript is spliced from 3 exons. The record is from RefSeq and is a predicted model, not a curated record.